GCACCAGCAGCUGGUGGAGGCCCAGGCCUUCAACGAAUGGCUGUCAAACCGACGUCUUCGCCAGGAGGGCGAGAGCUACGCCGACGAGCUGGGCCGCAUGACGGAGGCCGUGAACCGGCGCAUACCACAAUUGCGGUACGCCCCGGCGGAGCGGGCGGGCGUCCGAAGCAUGGCGACGCAGGUCCAUGCCGGCAGGAACACCAGUGACAGCGGGGUCGUUGGCGGCGUCAUGCCGGGGCGGCAGGGCGUUCAAACGACGGAGGAACUGGAGGACGAGGACGGGCAGGAGAUUCUGCGCCUGCUGGGUCGGCGCUGGACGCGGCCGCACAGAGUCAUGCUGCGCUACGACCCCUUGAGCCACACGGUGCUGAGCUAUUUGUGCGAGGUCGUGCAGCGGGCCAGCGAGCGGAGCUACCUGGGCAAGCGAGGCCUCAAGAUAAAU
Symbiodinium sp. CCMP2456 is the source of this 442-nucleotide messenger RNA. Lineage: Eukaryota; Dinophyceae; Suessiales; Symbiodiniaceae. The record is from the annotation of a GenBank genome assembly.